UGUCACGCGUUUAGCAAGUCAGACGCAGUCGACCUCACAGUCGCGUUGUUCUACCGUGGAAGUGUGGUAAUCUCCUUGCUUUCGAGCUCGUCCAGUCUCUUCCAGUGCAUCAACCCAGUCAAACGUUUGGCGUCGGUGAUUGGAUGUUUCAAGUCACUAUGAAUCAACAGAUUUUUGUCGCGGUCAUUCUGGUGGCAGUUUACUGUCUACACGUUGGGAAAACGCAAUGCGUACUGGAAAAUCGAGUGUAUCAAGAGGGAGAUACUAUCACGCCUGCAGAAUGCACUCUGUGCAAUUGUACUAACACUCAGUUCUCUUGCCGACAAGUCGAAAACUGCGCUGUAGAUCCACCACCAACUAAACCAGCACCUGUGCGUGUGCCAGAAGAGCCAAUCGAAGGUUGUGAAGAACCAAUUAUUACCGAGUCUUACAACGUAGUCAGGUACACAGUAGGAAGAGAUACCGGUGACGUCAGGUUGAUAUGCAAGGCUCGAGGGUUUCCAAGACCAAAUAUCACUUGGACACCAUUAGGAGCCCCUCGCAGAUUCAGAACCAAAGGCAGCGGAAUACUCAUCAUCAAAAACCCCGUUCCAGGAGACAGCAGAACUUACACUUGUACAGCUACAAAUGAGUGUGGCAACGAAGCAGUCAACACAACAGUUAUUGUUGAUGAAGAAGAACCAGUCGUCGGUGCUAUCGCCCAGCCACUUGUGUUUUGUCCCCCAUUUCAAAGUUUUCCUAAUGGUGAUGUGGACUAUAACAAUGAAAAUAGGACAGUUGGUACACAUGCUGAGUUUUAUUGUGAUCUGGAAUAUGAACUGACUGGUUCACCAAAAGCUGUCUGUCUUGCUAACGGAGAAUGGAACGUAACAACACCAGAGUGUCUACCUGUGCGGGAAUGUCCUCAACCUAAGAAUCCAAACAAUGGUAAAGUGCUGUACCGACGGCCCAUUUAUAGGCCUGGAAAUAGAGUCAGUUAUGAGUGCAACAAGGGAUACAGCAACACUGGGGCAUCUUUUCAAACUUGCGAAGAGAACCUCAAAUGGUCUAAGGAGGGACCGAAAUGUCGCCGGAAGAUAGGUCGUCUAGCAAGUUGUGGUGAUCCUGGAGAUAUUGAAAACGGAUACAGGCGUGGAAAGAGUUAUACUGGAGGUUCAAUUGUUUACUAUUACUGUAACCAAGGAUAUUAUAUCUCUGGAAGAUCCUAUAUUACUUGUGGAAAGAAUGGACUGUGGUCAUAUUCACCACCAACAUGUGAAAUUGAAUUUGAGCCUUUGGAAGAAAUUGAAAAGAAGUUUAGGAAGGCAGCGAAUCUAGACGGCGAUGAUGAUUUGCCUGUCGACCCAUUGGGUUCGGGUCAGAUAUCCAACUCACACGUGCACCUCAUCUUCGUUCUAGACAAGUCUGGCUCGGUGAGCAACCCCGACUUUCGGUUGGGUCUCGAGUUUGUUAAAGAGAUCGUCAAGUCGUUUGAAAGCAAGUACAGCGGAGUGAUCGUUACCAUUAUCGUGUACAGCAAACAUGCCGAACUGAUCGCGAACAAUACCGAUGCAUCAGUAAUCUCUCGAGUCGUGAAAAGUGUGAAACGCAAUACGUACGGACCGACGGCUACUCGACGUGGACUAGACAUGGCAAGAGAUACUCUACUCUACAACAAGGAUUGCUUUGAAUGCAUUCCACCAACAGAAAGGCCACCAGACAAGGACCAUUACACAUACCCUUGCCCUCAAUGUGUCAAAAAUACUGAUUGUCGUACUCUUCUCUUUCUGAUAACCGACGGUAAAUCCAAUUGGGCUGGAGAUCCUCGUAAAGCUGCUCAAUGUCUGAAGCAUAACGGCGUUGAGAUAUUUUCUGUCGGUGUCACGUCUUCUGUCAACAUACCAGAAUUGAGGGAUAUCGCUGCCGAGCCUCUGUCCGACCAUCUCUAUCUAAUUCGAUCGUUUGACGACGCUUUGAAGAUGAUCAAGGUCGAGAAGAAGAGAUUCAAGUGACGAGACGCGACAGUUUGUUGAUGUAGUAGUGACCAGAAAUGGCUGAGACAGCUUAGCGUGCUUCGAUUGUCUGUAGUGCUUUCAUAGUUUGUGUGAUCGUCUCAAAAACGACUGGCUUCUUGUUCAAUAGAGAAGCUCGUAUGCGUUAUAACAAA
Molecule: messenger RNA, 2146 nt
Organism: Corticium candelabrum
Lineage: Eukaryota; Metazoa; Porifera; Homoscleromorpha; Homosclerophorida; Plakinidae
Product: sushi, von Willebrand factor type A, EGF and pentraxin domain-containing protein 1-like
Exons: 8
Coding region: 144-1991 (615 amino acids)
Biological process (GO): complement activation
Cellular component (GO): extracellular region
Molecular function (GO): serine-type endopeptidase activity
Source: RefSeq, a predicted model, not a curated record